AUGAAGCCUCUCUUCCCACUCCCAUAUUUCUUCCUCCUGUUCUUCAUUAUCACUAAUACUUUCUGUGUUAACAUCGCGGCUGCAGUCCGAGGUCGGUGUCUCGAAGACCAGCAAUUGCUCCAUCUGAAGAAAAGCCUGACCUUUGCUCCUGAGUCAUCUGAGUAUCCUCAUUCAUCCAAGUUUAUAUCAUGGAAUUCAAGUACCGACUGCUGUUCUUGGGCUGGUGUUACUUGCAAUACCAACGGCAGCGUUGUUGGCCUUGACAUUAGUAGCAAAAACAUCUCCGGUGGCAUUGACAACUUGAGCACUCUCUUCCAUCUUCAACAUCUUCAAAGCCUCAACUUGGCUGAUAACUCUUUUGUUAACGGCUCUUGCAUUCCAUCAUCAAUCGGAAAGCUUACCAAAUUGAGGUAUCUAAACUUAGCUGAUUCUGGUUAUUCCGGAAAGAUUCCCAUUGAGAUUUCACGCUUGACAAGGUUGGAUGUCCUAGAUAUUUCUCUAUGUAAACAUCAGUGUGCCACCAAACUUGAGAGCCCAAAUUUAAGUAUGCUCUUUCAGAACCUCACAGAGAUUACAGAGCUAUAUCUUGAUGGGAUAAAUAUAUCAGCACAAGGGAGUCAGUGGUGCCAAGCAAUAUCAUCUUCACUCCCAAAUCUGAGGGUGUUGAGCUUGUGUGGAAGCCAGCUCUCAGGUCCUUUUUGUCAGUCCCUCGCAAAACUACAGUCUCUCUCGGUGAUUCAAUUGGAUAGUAAUGACAUUUACGGUCCAAUUCCAGGAUUCUUUCCCAAGUUGACAUCUUUGAGUCUUCGUAAUUGCAUUCUGAAUGGAACAUUUCCCAAAGAGAUCUUUCAGGUACCUACUUUAAAAGCUAUUGACCUUUCCGGUAAUGUACGUCUUCAUGGUUCUUUUCCAGAAUUUCUUGAGAAUGCAUCUCUUGGAUUUUUGGACCUAAGCCACACAAAGUUUUCAGGGUUAUUGCCUGAUUCCAUCGGCAACCUCAAAUUGUUGUCCAUUUUAAAUCUUUAUAACUGCAGUUUUAGUGGAUCAAUUCCAAAGUCCAUGGCAAGCCUAACAAAUUUGUUUUACUUGGACAUGUCAUCAAAUAUGUUUAAUGGUUCGAUUGAUUCUAUUUACUGGAAAAACCUUGAUAAGCUCGAAUAUUUGGCAUUAGAUUCAAAUUUACUCACUGGUAGUAUUCCGUCAUCUAUCUUUUCUUCUCCCUCCUUGUUGCAACUGACACUUUCCCACAAUCAAUUCUCUAGUCAACUCCAUGAAUUUUCCAAUGAUAACUCCUCCCCAUUAUCUCACCUUGAUUUGUCUUUUAAUUCUUUGAGUGGUAUGAUUCCCCAAAGCUUGUCUGCAAUGAGCAACCUUCAAGUGCUUAACUUGAAGAGAAACAACCUUACUGGAAGUAUUUCUGAUUUCGAAUUUCCUGAAAGUUUAGAGUUUCUAGAACUCAAUCAGAAUCAGAUAGAUGGUCAAUUUCCAAAGUCUCUAGCCAAAUGCAGUGAAUUACAGGUUGUAAACCUUGAAAACAACCAAAUAACAGAUACCUUCCCAUGCUUGUUGAGGAACAUCUCCACCUUGCGUGUCCUUGCUUUGCGGUCCAACAAAUUUUAUGGACGCCUUGGAUGUCCCGAGGAGACUAAUGGAAUGUGGCCAAUGCUUCAGAUCAUAGACAUAGCUCACAACAAUUUUCAUGGCGAAAUACUAGGAACGUAUUUGAAAGCCUGGCAGGCAAUGAUAGAUAACAAAGAUGAAAACGCGUCAACAAUCCGCCUGCUUCCGUUUGAAGAUCCUGGAUUGAUUCAUUAUCAGGAGACAAUAACUGUAGUAAGCAAAGGUUUUGAAAUCGAACUGGUAAAGAUUCUAACCAUCUUCACCUCCAUUGACUUCUCUUGCAACAAUUUGAGUGGACCAAUACCUAAGGAAAUGGGAGAACUCAAAUCAUUAUAUUUGCUCAACUUGUCGAGCAAUGCUUUUACUGGUGAAAUCCCAUCGUCAUUUGGCAACAUGCAACAACUCGAGUCCUUAGACCUGUCGCAAAACAAGUUGAGUGGGAAAAUUCCACUGCAGCUGGCAAAUCUUACUUUCCUUUCAUUCUUGAACCUCUCAAAUAAUCAAUUGGUUGGCAGGAUCCCAACCGGUAAUCAGUUUUCAACAUUUACAAGUGCCUCCUUUACAGGUAACAAAGGAUUAUGGGGGUCUCCUUUGACAGUAGAUAGCAAAGCAAGAUUGUCACCACCACCAACAUUGACUGGGAGUGUUCCGAGUUCUAGACAUGAGAUUGAUUGGGAUCUUAUCAAUGUUGAAAUUGGAUUUGUAUGUGGCUUUGGAGUUGCAGUUGGGUCACUUGUGUUGUGCAAGAGAUGGAGUAAAUGGUAUUACAAAAUAAUGUAUAAAAUCCUUGUUAAGAUAUUCCCUCAACUUGAAGAUAGAAUUGGUCGUCAUCGAAGACAUGUCCACAUAAAUCAAAGGUUGGGACGCUGA
Messenger RNA from Pyrus x bretschneideri (Chinese white pear), 2490 nucleotides. RefSeq names its product receptor-like protein 9DC3. NCBI's taxonomy places the organism in Eukaryota, Viridiplantae, Streptophyta, Magnoliopsida, Rosales, Rosaceae. Gene Ontology annotation, molecular function: protein binding. The record is from RefSeq and is a predicted model, not a curated record. The transcript has a single exon. Bases 1 to 2490 code for a protein of 829 amino acids.